AAUCCAAGAAGAAGCAGAGGACAGGAACACGGUUAGUAUAGUGAUCGACGGCCACAAUCGCAUGAAUCCACACUCGGUUCUUCUUUGAUAUGGUUCUUCAGUUCUCUCCUUCAAUGCCGUUAUGGUCCCCAAUUUUUUUCCUGAUGACGCUGUGAAGCGCGACUGGCUCGUCUACUGCUCUUACGUUGCCCUCGAGAGCUGCCAGCUCGUCAUCAACGAGAUCGAUGACUACGUAGCUACCCCUCUCCAACCCGUAAAAUUGUUCGUACUCUAUCUCUCCAGCCCCGAUAACAAGGAGUCGAUUAUCUCUAGUCUAAAGGAAUGCUUAGCAGAUUCGGUGAUUGCGAAUAACUCGAUCUUGAGGUUGAUUGGUGGGAUCAUAAUCAUGCACGAGCAGAACUACAAUGAAGCUAGUUGGAAGAGGAGAAAGAAAGGAGAAUCAUCAAUGGAGAAAGCGAGAGAAGCGAUCUCCAUGUCUUCGUCGUCUCUCUCUCCGCCGCAAGUACCGAUGGAGCUCCACUUCACCAACCAAGAGAAGCUCCUGAAAUCUCUACGCCACCAUCUCUCCGAGUUAUCUCGUCCUCUCCACGGCUUUGUCUUCCUCCAAGGUGGCGAGGAGCAAUUGCGCAACGACACUGACCACAUCGAACUCUUCAGGCAAGAGAGUUACUUUGCUUACCUAUUUGAAGUCAGAGGACCAGGCUUCUAUGGAGCUAUUGACAUAUUGACUGGAGAGUCCAUCCUAUUUGCUCCUCGCUUAUCUACAGAUUAUGUUGUUUGGUUGGAAGAAAUAAAACCACCAUCAUACUUCAAGGAAAGAUACCUAGUUAGCGUUGUAUACUACACAGAUGAGAUUGCUAGAGUUUUACAUGACCAAUUCCAUGGAUCUAGGAAAACCUUGUUGUUUCUAUUGCAUGGGCUCAAUACCGACAGCAAUCAAUAUGCAAAACCAGUAGAGUUUGAGGGUGUGGACAAGUGUGAGACGGAUUUGGAAACCUUGCAUCCCAUUUUGAUUGAAUGCCGUGUUUGGAAGUUAGAGCUGGAGCUUGCUGUUAUCCAGUAUGCCAAUGAUAUAAGCUCCGAAGUUCAUGUUGAGGUUAUGAAAAAAACUAGAGUGGGAAUGAAAGAGUAUCAAUUGGAAAGCGUGUUUCUUCACCACACCUACAUGUAUGGUGGGUGUAGGCACUGCUCAUACACAUGUAUUUGUGCUAUUGGUAAAAAUAGUGAUGUGCUUCAUUAUGGGCAUGCAGCGGCUCCAAAUGAUAGGACCUUGGAAGAUGGAGAUAUGGCAUUGUUUGAUAUGGGAGCUGAAAAUCGAAAUGCAGUGGAUGAUAGUCCAACUCACAAGAAGAAACAUCAGUUUCUCAAUCCUUGGGUGUAUCUAAUGUAUUCCAAUGGUUCAGUGCCUGGAACUCUAUGUGUAGCCUUAAGGUUUUGUGAGAAGAUUGAAUCUACUCUUGGGUUGGUAUGUAAGGAUAUUUGUGAGCUUGCAUUUGGGUGGAGGAACAUUGAUCAGGAAGGCAACGUGGGAAAUGAAGGAAACCUUGUUGAAAUAUAUUGUGAUGGCUGGGAUGUUAUGGAAUAUGAAGCCCAAGUUAUUAAUGCUCCAACCUUGAGGUCAAGGAUUUUUGGCGGGAAAGGCAAUAUAGUUUACACUUCAAGGAUCAUGAAACAUAAAGAUGGAAAACCAACUCCCCAAGGGGACAAAAGUUUGAGGCUUGUUCCCAUGUCAAUCAUGUUUUUGGUGCUAUGCGGAUGUUCCUUUUAUCUUGAUGGGAUAUUUUGUUAUGAGAAGAGCAGGUAUGACACUAAGAAUGUUGCAAGUGAUGUCCAAUCUCCCAAGAUCCAAGGAGGUGGAAGAAGUAUGGUGUUCAUCGACUUAGUUUCAUGGAACGCCACUGCCCUCCAGUAUUUGAAAGAAAGGGCCUCAAGUUAUUAA
Messenger RNA from Juglans regia (Persian walnut), 1939 nucleotides. RefSeq lists its product as uncharacterized. Gene Ontology annotation, molecular function: metalloaminopeptidase activity; manganese ion binding; protein binding. Lineage: Eukaryota; Viridiplantae; Streptophyta; Magnoliopsida; Fagales; Juglandaceae. Bases 122 to 1939 code for a protein of 605 amino acids. The transcript is spliced from 2 exons. The record is from RefSeq and is a predicted model, not a curated record.